AUUUUACUUGCUUACGUAUAUUUUCGUAUACAGUAUGUCUAGGUAUUCCGAAUCUAAAGCAGUUCCGAAUCACUUCAUUUUUUUCUUCGUAUAUUGCCAAUAAAAUGUAAAUGUUUUUUCAGUUGAAUGUCCCUUAGUAACACGAAUAAUACCACAAACUUUUGAGAAGUUGCUUGUUAUAUUGUUCUUGCAGGGGAGAUAAAUGUUGUAAAAGUGAUUCGGAACUACUUGACUGCUUACGUUUGGAAAUGAGCUCAUAUAAAAUUGAAGGCUUUCUUAUUCUCAAAAUAACUUUUUUGCAGAUGGAAAUAAACAGUCAUGGCUAUGUUUUGAAAUGUUUAUUGCGUAUUUUUCAUAAUACUGUAUAUUUUUCUUUAAAAUGGCAAUUAUUUGCAAAUUUUCGACGAAAAUCAGUAUGUACCCUGUGACCAAACUAGUAAUCCCAGAAAUGAAAUUAUACUUUUUAUUUUUUCAUCUUUCCAUAUGAACACUAAACCCCAAAGGACACAAUUCUAUUUGACAUAUUGAACGUUUUCUGUUAGGUGAUUCGGAACUGCUAUACACACUGUAUAUUUAAGUUACUUUGAACUCAAAGAUAGCUGUAGGAAAGUAUUAUGGUGUGCUUUUAUUCCUGAAUAAUGUAUCCUUUCAUUUUGUUUUUAGUUUCAUCUGAAUUUUCGCUUGUCGAUAAUUUUUAUGAACAAUGAUGUAAGAUUGGUUAACUUUAAAUGAAAAAACAAAAAAACCAAACAAACAAACAAUAAACGUUGGAAUAAUAAGUAUACAUUUAUACAUUAAAUCAGAACAGCAACUGUAUUUUUUUUUGCGGUAUUUUAUGCUUUCAGAGAAAAUGGAUAUCAUGCAUUACGCUCUUGUCGUACUUUGUUGUAUGAACUUUGUGACGUGCAAUACAAAUAGUGAGAUACGGUCAGGAAAAUUACAGAGAGAAGCACCAGAAUGUUCACUACAGAAAGACAAAGGCGGAAAAGAUUGCAGUAAGAGCACUAGGAAGUUUUAUUUCGAUUCUUCUACUGGAGCGUGUCGAGAAUUCAAUUAUACUGGCUGCGGUGGAAACUUAAACAACUUUAUUUCAUUAGACAGAUGUAAUAGCAGAUGUGUAUGUUCGAAUCCGAGGGACAACGGUGAAGGACCUAAGCGAAUGACAAGAUAUUUCUAUAACGCGGAAACAGAGAAAUGUCAGUCGUUUAAAUACCGGGGUUCUGGAGGAAACGCAAAUGGGUUUCUGUCAUUCAGUCAAUGUCAGAACGUAUGUGAACGUGUGGCAUUGAGGCGUAAGUGUAACGUAAGACCAGAGGUGGGUACUGACUGUAACAAUAACUCUACUGUACAAUUUUAUUACGACAAGCCCUGCGAUUGCUGUCGCAAGUUUACAUAUCUCGGAUGUGGCGGUAACCAAAACAGAUUUCCAACACGACAAAGAUGUGUGCAAAAAUGUAAGCUUGAAGAGCCUGCGGCACCGGCACUGUCUACGCGUCCGGCGAGACCGGCUCUCUGCUCAUUUCAGAAUGUAUAUGGAGACUGUAGUGGUAGUUUUACUCGUUAUUUCUACGACAGUCGACUGGACAGAUGUGUACCGUUCACAUACUCUGGAUGUGGCGGUAAUCAAAAUAACUUCCUUAACCUUAGGAUGUGCAAGAACACUUGUGACAAUGACUCUAAAUUCUCCUCUAGUGUCAAGACAGUUACACUCUCUGAUAAAAAAGACACGGAAUCUUCAGAGCCUGUCACAAAAUCUCCAAACAGUUCAUCUAAAAAAUCAAAAACAACAACUCUGUCUACCAGAAUAACGACGUCGGAGGUCCCAAAAAUAUGUAAAAAUAAACCAGCUAGAGGGUUUUGUAUAUUUAAUAUCAUAAAAUACUAUUAUGAUACACUGUCAGGAAAAUGUAAAUCGUUUAUCUGGACUGGGUGUGGUGGUAAUGAAAAUAGGUUUAUCAGUCAAAAUGAAUGUGAAAGAACAUGUAUGACGUUGUAAAACGGGUGUAUCAGUCAGAGUGAGGGUGAAUGAACAUGUAUAUCACAGUAAAACUGACUUAUCAGUCAGUGAAUGUGAAAGGACAUGUAUACGACUGUAAAACAGGUUUAUCAGUCAAAGUAACGGUGAAAGGAUAUGCAUAUUAUUGUUAAACGGGUUUAUCAAUCAAAGUGAGGGUGAAAGGACAUGUAUAUCACAGUAUAUCACAGUAAAACAGACUUUUAAGUUAUCAGUCAGUGAAUGUGAAAGGGCAUGUAUAUCACUGUAAAACAGGUUUAUCAGUCAAAGUGACGAUGAAAGGAUAUGCAUAUUAUUGUUAAAAGGGUUUAUCAGUCAGAGUGAAGGUGAAAGGACAUGUGUAUCACAGUAUAUCACAGUAAAACAUACUUUAAGUUAUCAGUCAGUAAAUGUGAAAGGGCAUGUUUAUUACUGUAAAACAGGUUUAUCAGUCAAAAUGACGAUGAAAGGAUAUGCAUUUUAUUUUAAAUAGGGUUAUUAGUCAAAAUGAGAGAGUUAAAGGACAUGAAUAUCAUUGUAAAACAUGUCUAUCAGUCCGAGUGAAUGUGAAAUGUCAUGUUAAUCAUUGUAAAACAGGUUUAUCAGUUAAAGUGAAUAUGAAAGAUCAUGUACGUGGUUUUUAAACAGGUUUAUAAGUCAAAGUGAAUGUGAAAAAAACAUAUACUAGUAGUUGGUUGUUAAACAGGUUUACCUACUAAAGUAAAUGUGAACGAACAUCACGGUAGUUGGUUGUAAAACAGGUGUAUAAUUCAAAGUGAAUGUGAAAGAAGACAUGUCUUUGUAAACAUAUUUAUCAGUAAAAGUGUAUGUGAACAAUUGUAGGUGGUUGUAAAACCGGUUUAUCUGUAAAGGCGAAUGUGACAAAAAACAUUAAUGUGUUGUUUUUUUUAUAUACAGGUUUACUAGGAAAAGGAAAUGUGAAAGAACAUUGUAGUUGUUGUUUAUCCAGUAAGUCAGUUAAAAUGAAUGUGAAUGUAUGACAAUUACGCCGUUCCUUUGGUACCUGUGUAGUACAAUAACAUUUCUAUGAGAUUUGUGCUUUAUUUAUAUAUAUGUAUUACAUGUUUAUAUGUGCUAUGAAUUUCAGAAAUUUAUUAUUACAUGCUUUUCAACUGUUAUAUCGUACAAAACAAAUUAAACAAAAAUGAUGUUUUCAUGAAAUAGUUUUUUUUUGUCUCUCCCUCUCUUGCAAAUUCAUUAAAUGAAGGUUUUAUAUUUGAACUUUGAAAUUCUUUUUUUUGCACCUGAUAGAGAAAAGAAUGUUGAAUUCAUAUAAAAUAAAACAUAAAAUGUCCAGAAAUGCCAAAGUUCACGGUAUAGUGUGCCCUGAAGCUGCCGUUGGCCUACCUGGACGCUUUGUAUCAUGGGAAAAUCUAUUAUACACAUUUGUGAAUCUGCUUUUAUACACUUGAUAAGAAACCGAACAUUAAUUGUAAAAAAUGCGCUAUAUAUGACAUGUUUACAUCUGUUUAUUAUGCAUUUAUGUCUUGUUGUUACUAUAUGUCCACGUAUAGUUUUUAUUAAUCUAUCGCGAGUAAUUUACGGUCGUUUGGCGACCUUAACCCUAACCCACCUAAAUUUCUAUAAUGAACUUGUCCAUCUUUCAAUUUGGACAG
Molecule: messenger RNA, 3630 nt
Organism: Mercenaria mercenaria
Lineage: Eukaryota; Metazoa; Mollusca; Bivalvia; Venerida; Veneridae
Product: tissue factor pathway inhibitor-like
Exons: 2
Coding region: 836-1996 (386 amino acids)
Molecular function (GO): serine-type endopeptidase inhibitor activity
Source: RefSeq, a predicted model, not a curated record